AUGGCCAAAGAGAAAAAAAUCAGUCUCGGGGUGAAACUCAAGCUGAUUACACUCGUCCCGUUGAUUAUUGGCAUAUUGCUUGCAUCAGUGAUAUUCGUUUCCCUAUUAUUUGAUAAGCAUACUCAGUGGCUUUACUCCAUGAGAAGUGAUUUAGUAAAAAGAUCAAAAAAUUUACUUGAAGAAACAGCCCACUCUAGACGUUCAACUAUAUCAACCUACCUUUCCAAUGUAAAUUUAAUAUAGAGUGCCCUUUAUGAGCAGUUUUUGCGAGGCGUUUAUGAUGCAAUAGACGUCGGAAAUAUUACCCUUACAGCUGAUAUUACAAAGCCGUCCUAUGUGAAUGGGAAGGAUACAAGUUCAUCAGGGUCCUAUCCAGACACAACUAAAUCUGUAUAUAUGAGCCCUUCAAAUACUGACCCGUCCGCAUCUACUUGCUAUACUAAGCUAGAAUUGCUGGAUAUUCUGAUGAGAGUCAUAUAUGCUGAUUCCAAUGACUCUACUCUUCAUCAAAUUGGAUUCACCUAUAGUAGUGAUGGUCUCGAUUAUAGGUACCCUGUGCAAGAUAUGAGCAAAUUGUCAGGGAAUUUUAAUUAUACAAGUACAUGUUCACAAGCAAGCUCUAGCUAUGACGCAAGAUGCACCCAAACUUAUUAUUACUUGAAAAACGGUGUCAAUGGGAAAACUCAAAAAUUGAUGAUUUACUAUGAAAAUGAGCUAGUGAACACAUGAAAUAACCCAAGCUAUGGCACUUUUGCCUUUUAUUCAACUAACCAUACUUUUACUCAGUUUAUUAACGAAAUUGAAUACGUGACGACUUUUGUUAGUGAAAAAGAUGGGACAUGGACAUUAGCAAAGGAAGAGGAAAAUAUUGAAGGCUUCCAAGGCAAGGUGCUUGGAGAGGUAUUGUUUCCGGACGAAAGUGAUUUAGCUGAUAGGGUCAUAACGAACUUGCUACCACUAAUGCAUGACAGUGUAGAUAUUUUAGCUAAAUUAUAUGGCUUGAUUGCUACUGAAUACGUAGCAGUCUCUCCAACCAACAUUACAAUGACUAAUGUUAGAUACACUGAAUACCAAGACUCGUAUACAGUUGGGCUUUAUAAGACCAGAACUGCAAUUUUAAUUGAAUGGAACAAUUUUAUAACUACUGUUGUUGACAUUAUUACAGGCCAGACUAUUAUAUUUGCAGUUCUUUUAUUUAUGACUAUUGUUUCUUCGAUUUUACUAAACAAAGCUUUGGUCUAUAAAAUCACUCAUCCAAUCACAGUGAUUAUUCAAGAUUUAGAAAGUGAAAGAGGAAGCAGUCGAGCUUAUCAUUUGUAUAAUAAAGAAAUCAAUGAAAUUUUUAAGUAUGUGGAGUUGACUAAUCUGUCAGAAAAAUUCAUAGACCCAUCAUUCUUAAAAAAUCCCAAGCCUGAUGAAAGGAUAGCGAAUUUGAAAGAAGCCAGGAGAUUUUUCAAAAGAGUGAAUAAUAAAAGAGGGGUUUCGAUUACAAAUAACUUAAUUGGAAAUAUUCAUUAUAGAGACCAAGAUUAUGAUAGAGCUGUAAAAUAUUAUCAAAAAGCUUUGCAGGCUAUGGAAGACUUAGAAAAAAUUGUGCUCUUACAAGAGGAGGAAGAAGCCAAGCUAACAGAAGAAGAAAAAGAAAAUUUGAGGAAAAAAACUGGGAAAAUUACAGUAGGAUGGGAAGAAGAAAAAGCUUUUCUAAAGGAAAAUAUCUGUGAAAGAAUCCUCCAGCUAUGCAUGGGAAAGCAAAUGGGACUUUUGCAUGGCACACGAAAUUUGAUGGAGCUUAGAUCUGACUGAAAAGAACUUUUAAACUUACAAUCAAAAGUCGUUCAAGUCUACUACAACACCCGCACCCAUUAUUUGAGAAUCCUAAAAAUUUUAGUAGACUUAGCCUUGGCUUUUCAAAGUUUACAAUAUUUCCACUCAGCUCUAGAAAUUUUAGAAAUCGUAGAAGAUGAGCUUAAUAAGCUAGAAACUUUGCAACACCCUGAUAUAGAUAUUGACAUUGUAAGACUUAAGAGACUUGGGGUGAAUAUAAAUGAAGAAGAAGGAGUUAUGAAGCUUCAUUUCGCAGUGCCAACUCUUGAUUUUGAAAAGGAUAUACUAAGACAAAUGAUUCUCUACAGAAGAGGGAUGAUUCUAAAAGAAACUGAUAGGUUCCAAGAAGCUGGCUAUGCACUCACAGAAGCAAUUGAAAACGGUGGGUACUUUGAUCCUUAUAUAAGGCAGCAAUGCUUAUCUGAACUUAUAAAAAUGAUGAAAAAAUUCGCAAUUAAAACCGAAAUCGAUGAGCUUUAUUCUUUGCAUAAAGAUUUUGCUUCACAAGGAAAAGCAUUACUGUUCUUGCUAAGGUACAAUUUCAAUGAUAAUUCCAAGCUGAAUAGGAAACUCGUGAAUUUUAUUACUAAUGAGCUUAAUGAUCCAGGAAACUAUAUAGGAGCAUCAACAAUGUCGUUAAAUUCUACAGUGAAAUUGGACAUUGAGAAGAGAGACAUGGCUGGAAUUGAUUUAGAAAAUAUGAUUAUGAGAGCUAAAUCAGUUUCUGCAAACGAUCACCCUUACGAUUUGAUAAUGAAAUGGAAUAAAUUAUUCCCUGAUAAAAGCAGCGAAAAAUAUAUCAUCAUUAUAUUGAAAGAUUUGCCGUUUAGCAUACAAAUUGCGAAGGAAGAUGAUUUGGCAGCAGUCAUUGAUAAAACGAUGAAAUAUAUCGUUAUACCGAUUGGAUUUGCUUUGCCAACGGAGUUUGAAAAAUAUUUGUCGGAAAACAAUGGGUAUAUAAUAGAAAUUCAAGAUGAUAGUGCGAUUGAUGAAGCGUUCGAGGCGGUGAAACGUAUCAUGGGAUAA
This is a messenger RNA of Blepharisma stoltei, 2850 nucleotides long. The record is from the annotation of a GenBank genome assembly. Lineage: Eukaryota; Ciliophora; Heterotrichea; Heterotrichida; Blepharismidae.